GCGUAGGUGGAGCCCCUUUCACACCCUUCGAGCCGAAAGCGGCCAGAAUCAAAGGAUCACUUCUCCCCCAAGCUUCGAGCCACUUGAUAUCUACAUUGGCACUAUGGGUCAUCACAAUAUAUUCCGUAUGAAACUUGCUUUCGCCAUUCGAUCCCGGGCAUCAAAUAGCGGCAAUUCAACUGCAUGACCGCAUCACAAGAACGUUCUAGGUUUCCUUUUUUGUCCAUGGGCUAAUGUCAGACUACAACGACUUAUUCGAGGAUCCUCCUGAGUCAAACGGAGGCGAUCCAAAUGUUGUCGCGGACGAUCUAUCUGGUCGAGAUGGACUCAUGGAGUUGAGAAAUUUGCAAGCGGGAGUAACGGAUUACGCUAACCACGUAUUUGACGAAAAUACCUUUGCGUCUUUAAACGAUUCUCCCCUAGAAACCCUUCCGGAACUUGCUCCAGAUGACAGGUUCAUCAAAGAGCUUGAAUUCGUAACGCAGUUGUCGCGUCCUAGUGCAGCUCAGCAGAACUCAGCAGAAAACCAAUCGCUAGAAGCAGACGCCGAGCAGCAGCCUGAACUGGCCAACAAUGGGUCGAGGCAGCAGCUCAAGGUGCCUGAAAUCAAUGUUGAAGAUAUCGAUCAACUGCUUGGUGGGGAGGGCUUGGGUACUAUCGAUGCGUUUGACGUAGACAACAGUCUGGACUUCAGCGAUUUCGAAGGAGACUUUCCCUACCCCGAACAGCCGUCGCAGACAAUAACGACUACCUCCCUCUACCCCCUCAAUUUCCGUCCCGAUCCGUCUUUUUUCUUGAUCAACCCCCGUCAAGAGCCACCAAAGCUCUCAAUCCCCGCUCCCCAUAACUAUUCCGACGACGACUCGGGCCUCUCCGACUACUACCCCGACUCCCGUGCCAUAUCGCCAGUAGAAGAACUAACCGAUGCUAGUGAAAUCGUUCACAAGAAAUCCUACGGAAGGGAACGACCUAAAAGCGAUCCCAAUAAGCCAUGGAUCCGAGUCAGCAGCAAGUCACGCGAGAACGCCCGCGCCGCCCAGUCCAACCAGUAUGACAGCUUACUGCAUUACGGAUAUCCCAGGAAUUCUCUUAAGCUCUGGCUGGGCACCCGGUACACGUUCGACUACGACAACUGGGGUGGACUGCAAAAAGCGUGCUAUCGUCGUGACCAGCUCCGGGAGUUCCUCCUCGAUCAUCCCAUCGCGCCAGACUCGCAUCUUACCCUGUGGAUCCAACUGCAACCCUCUGACUCGGCCAAAAGGUACCCCUCCUCACACAGCUCGCAAUGCCGCUUCGCAGAAUGCCCCGAUCGGCAGAUAGGAUCUAGCAGGAAGCGGCUAUCGAGGGGCGUCAUCUGGCAGGGUCGGGUGAAAGUGGCGUUCGACGAACGGUGGUACAGCCAGAAAAUAGAUGGCGACCCGUUCCUCUGCGCCGGGUUCGUCCACCUCUACUGCAUGGAGCAAUUCCUCGACUUCCCGGAGAUCUGCAGGCACCUAGAUGUCAAGGCCGACGGACGAGAAUUCCUACCGAAGGAGCCGGGCGGUCGGUUCGCGGCGGCGCUACCCGAGAACGUACGGAUCAAGGCGGCGAAUUUUAUUCAGUCGUGUAAAGACGGGACUCUGGUGGGGAUUUAUCCUGAUUAUCCCAAACACGGGGAAUACGAAGCGGGCACCCGGAAGCCGCAUGUGAAGACUCUGACGUAUGCGCUUGUGAAUGCGAAGGUCAACUCGCAGUCCAGGAGCAUGUAUAGGACGAAAAAGAGCCGUGGACUCGAGGGCUCAAAUGAGUUAGUCCAUCUAGGAGACGAGGAUAAGUACUUGUGGGCGAGGAUGGAACGCAAGCAAGCGACGAGUCGAUCAAGAUACGAGCGGCGCAAGCGGAAACAGAAAGAUGCGGGGUCGGACGAGGAGCGUGAAACGCUCAAGCGAUCUCGACGUCGCACCUCGUGUGAUUCUCCUCGCGGCCGCCCGCGAUACCGUACUGACGAGCAACCUCAAUUCCAAAAACCCAAUAAACUCUCUCGAGCCGUCGAUCAUCCUCAAGUCCCCAACCCCUCCCAAGGCUUCUAUUCCGUCGAUCAGCAGCAAGUCCCCGAUCCCUACCACGGCUCCCUCAGUGACACCGAGAUCGCCACGGCGCUGACCUCGUUAAAUGACUCCCUCGGCUCAAACGACGCUGUCCCGCCGCCCGACCUUGUCAAUUUCGGGUAUUUCUCGGACACCGGGCCGCUAUCACCGUCGAUGAAGAAGCCGAAGCUGAACCCCAAGUCGACGUCUAGGAAGACGUUGGCGGACCCUCACCCGGCUGAGGAGGCAAGGGAGGCGUUGAUGAGUCUGCCGGAGGAGUUUCGCCGGGGUUGGUAGGAUCCAAUCAAGGUAAAGUGGGGUGGGAGCUUGGAGGGAUAGAUAUGUAUAUCCUGUUUACAAACCUCAAAUUCAAGCGC
This is a messenger RNA of Eremomyces bilateralis CBS 781.70, 2443 nucleotides long. RefSeq lists its product as uncharacterized. The transcript has a single exon. Lineage: Eukaryota; Fungi; Ascomycota; Dothideomycetes; Eremomycetales; Eremomycetaceae. The record is from RefSeq and is a predicted model, not a curated record. Bases 234 to 2363 code for a protein of 709 amino acids.